AUGGCUGCUUUUGACAUGUCAACAAAAUCAAUAGUUUCUCCUGGUGGUGUAGGAUUUGAUAUUAAUUGCGGUGUACGUCUACUAAGAACCAAUUUGCAUGAAGAUGUUCAACCAAUAAAGGAACAAUUAGCGCAGAGUUUAUUUGAUCACAUACCUGUUGGUGUGGGUUCUAAAGGUAUAAUUCCUAUGAAUGCACGUGACAUGGAAGAAGCUUUAGAAAUGGGCAUGGAUUGGUCUCUGCGUGAAGGCUACGUGUGGGCUGAGGAUAAAGAGCAUUGUGAAGAAUAUGGGAGGAUGUUAAAUGCUGACCCAUCCAAAGUUAGUUUAAGAGCCAAAAAAAGAGGAUUGCCACAGCUAGGUACGCUGGGAGCUGGCAACCAUUAUGCAGAAAUACAAGUUGUUGAUGAAAUAUAUGACAAAUAUGCUGCAGGAAAAAUGGGUUUAGAGAGGACUGGUCAAGUUUGUGUGAUGAUUCAUUCUGGCAGUCGAGGGUUUGGUCAUCAAGUUGCUACUGAUGCUCUUGUACAAAUGGAAAAAGCCAUGAAAAGAGACAAAAUUGAAACCAAUGACAGACAACUGGCUUGUGCGCGAAUUCAUUCUGUUGAAGGUCAAGACUACUUGAAGGCUAUGGCGGCGGCGGCUAACUUCGCAUGGGUUAACCGUAGUUCCAUGACCUUCUUGACUCGCCAAGCAUUUGCCAAACAGUUUAAAAUGGCUCCUGAUGACUUGGACAUGCAUGUCAUUUAUGAUGUCUCCCACAAUAUAGCCAAGGUUGAAGAGCACAUUGUUGAUGGAAAAGUAAAAACUUUGCUUGUGCACAGAAAGGGUUCUACAAGAGCAUUCCCGCCGCACCACCCAUUAAUUCCCGUUGACUAUCAGCUUACUGGACAACCUGUGCUGAUUGGUGGUACUAUGGGAACUUGCAGCUACGUGCUUACCGGCACACACCAAGGCAUGACUGAGACCUUCGGAAGUACUUGCCAUGGAGCUGGCCGAGCUUUAUCGCGUGCGAAAUCUAGAAGAAAUAUAGACUACAUGGACGUGCUCUCGAAGUUGGAGUCCAUGGGUAUCUCUAUUAGAGUUGCUUCACCUAAACUAGUGAUGGAAGAAGCUCCAGAAUCGUACAAAAACGUAACAGAUGUUGUUAAUACAUGUCAUUCUGCAGGAAUAAGCAAGAAAACUGUUAAAUUAAGGCCUAUUGCCGUCAUCAAAGGGUAACAUUAUGUAUAUGACAAAAUAUUUAUUUACUUAAUGUAACUGUAAGUAAAACAAACGACUAUAACUUGUGUAUGAAAUAACUAAAAAGAAAUUGUUUAAUUAAACUCGUAUGUAAUAAGAGGUUAAAUAAAACCAAAUAUUAUUUUACACAUUUUGAUUAACAACAGGUAAUUAACAAUUUCACUACAAAUAAAUUAAUACGAUUUUUUAAACAAACUAGCUUUGGCGCUCAAAUGUUAUACUGCAUACUAUAUUAUGCAUUUGAGACUACAAUAUGCUAAAUGGCUUUUAAUUUGUCGGCUAUAAUCAGAAGAAACGCUGUACCAAGGAAAAAUAGUCCCGGCGGCAACACGGUCGUUGUUUUGUCCUCCUCAUCUGUGAAAUGUAAAAGAUGAUUAAAUUAUAAGUUUUAUAACUAUGUAAUAAAA
Messenger RNA from Manduca sexta (tobacco hornworm), 1646 nucleotides. Its product is annotated as RNA-splicing ligase RtcB homolog. Gene Ontology annotation, biological process: RNA processing. The record is from RefSeq and is a predicted model, not a curated record. Gene Ontology annotation, molecular function: RNA ligase (ATP) activity. NCBI's taxonomy places the organism in Eukaryota, Metazoa, Arthropoda, Insecta, Lepidoptera, Sphingidae. Gene Ontology annotation, cellular component: tRNA-splicing ligase complex; nucleus.